CCGGGAGCGGCGGCGCGGCGCGGGGCGGGGCAGGCGCCCGGCUCAUGGAGCGGGGGAAGAUGGCGGAGGCGGAGAGCCUGGAGACGGCGGCGGAGCACGAGCGGAUCCUGCGGGAGAUCGAGAGCACGGACACGGCCUGCAUCGGGCCCACGCUCAGAUCUGUCUACGAUGGUGAGGAGCAUGGUCGGUUCAUGGAAAAGCUGGAAUCCCGUAUCCGCAAUCAUGACCGGGAGAUUGAGAAAAUGUGUAACUUCCAUUACCAGGGCUUUGUGGACUCCAUCACUGAACUUCUGAAAGUGAGAGGAGAAGCCCACAGAUUGAAGAAUCAAGUGACUGAUACUAAUAGAAAACUGCAGCACGAGGGGAAGGAACUGGUGGUAGCAAUGGAAGAGCUGAAGCAAUGUCGACUGCAGCAGAGAAAUAUUUCUGCCACGGUUGAUAAAUUAAUGCUGUGUUUGCCAGUCCUGGAGAUGUACAGCAAACUGAGGGAACAGAUGAAAACGAAAAGGCAUUACCCUGCAUUGAAAACUCUGGAGCACCUGGAACACACCUACCUGCCCCAAGUGAGCCACUAUCGCUUCUGCAAGGUCAUGGUGGACAACAUCCCCAAGCUUCGGGAAGAAAUCAAGGAUGUUUCCAUGUCUGAUCUCAAAGACUUCUUGGAAAGUAUCCGAAAGCACUCAGACAAAAUCGGGGAGACUGCCAUGAAGCAGGCGCAACAGCAAAGGAACCUGGAUAACAUCAUCUCACAACAACCCAGAAUAGGCAGCAGGAAAAAAUCCAAGAAAGAUGCAUAUACCAGCUUGGAUACAGAGCUAGAAAGCACUAGCCCCAAGUCUGAGCAAGAUUCAGGGAUUCUGGAUGUUGAAGAUGAAGAAGAGGAUGAAGAGGUGCCCGGGGCCCAAGAAUUGGUGGAUUUCUCUCCUGUAUAUCGCUGUCUGCACAUAUAUUCUGUACUGGGUGCUCGGGAAACCUUUGAAAACUACUACAGGAAACAGAGGCGGAAACAGGCUCGGCUGGUGCUCCAGCCCCCCUCCAACAUGCAUGAAACUUUAGAUGGCUACAGGAAAUAUUUUAAUCAAAUCGUAGGUUUUUUUGUGGUUGAAGAUCACAUUUUACAUACAACUCAGGGCUUAGUGAAUAGAGCCUACAUUGAUGAACUAUGGGAAAUGGCCUUGUCAAAAACCAUCGCUGCACUUCGGACACACUCGUCUUACUGCUCAGACCCAGACCUGGUAUUAGAUUUGAAGAACCUCAUUGUCCUUUUUGCAGACACACUUCAGGUGUAUGGUUUCCCAGUAAACCAGCUUUUUGACAUGCUGCUUGAGAUCAGAGACCAGUACAGUGACACCCUAUUGAAGAAAUGGGCAGGUGUUUUCAGAAACAUUCUUGAUUCAGACAACUACAGCCCCAUACCAGUGUCCAGUGAGGAGCUCUAUAAGAAGGUGGUUGGACAGUUCCCCUUCCAAGAUCCAGAUCUGGAAAAGCAGCCGUUUCCAAAGAAGUUUCCUUUCUCUGAAUUUGUGCCUAAGGUUUACAAUCAAAUUAAAGAAUUUAUCUACGCCUGUCUUAAGUUCUCAGAAGAUCUCCAUCUGAGCUCCACCGAGGUGGACGACAUGAUCCGGAAGUCGACAAAUUUGCUGUUGACCCGAACCCUGAGCAGCGCUCUGCAGAAUGUCAUCAAGAGGAAGAACGUGGGGCUGACAGAGCUUGUCCAGAUUAUCAUCAAUACAACUCACUUGGAGAAGUCCUGCAAGUACCUGGAGGAGUUCAUCACCAAUAUCACCAACGUGCUCCCCGAGACCGUCCACACCACAAAGCUGUAUGGGACCACCACAUUCAAGGAUGCCCGGCACGCUGCGGAGGAAGAGAUUUAUACGAACUUGAACCAGAAGAUCGAUCAGUUCCUGCAGCUGGCCGACUAUGACUGGAUGGCGGGGGACCCGGGCAGCAGGGCCAGCGACUACCUGAUGGACCUCAUUGCCUUUCUCCGGAGCACCUUUGCAGUCUUCACACACCUGCCUGGGAAGGUGGCUCAGACCGCAUGCAUGUCUGCCUGCAAGCACCUGGCCACGUCACUGAUGCAGCUGCUGCUGGAAGCGGACGUGCGGCAGCUCAGCCUGGGCGCCCUGCAGCAGUUCAACCUGGACGUCCAGGAGUGUGAACAGUUUGCCAGAUCCGGCCCGGUGCCUGGGUUCCAGGAGGACACGCUGCAGUUGGCCUUCAUCGACUUGAGACAACUCUUGGAUCUCUUCACCCAGUGGGACUGGUCGACGUACCUCGCUGACUACGGCCAACCCACCUGCAAGUACCUGCGGGUCAACCCGGUGACGGCCCUGGCCCUGCUCGAAAAGAUGAAGGACACCAGCCGCAAGAACAACAUGUUUGCCCAGUUCCGGAAGAACGAGCGGGACAAGCAGAAGCUCAUCGACACCGUGGCCAAGCAGCUGCGGGGACUUAUCAACAGCCACCACUCGUGAGGGCGGGGGGCGCCCCGGGGGGCCGGCCUCGGGCGCUCCCGGAGGCUCCAGAGAGAAUAUAUGUAUUUUUUGUAUGCCUUCUGUACAGUAGCCACAGACCCCCCGGAGCCGAGCGGGGCGGAGGGAAGGAGCCGGGGGCGACCGAGUCGGGGGCUCCUCCGGGGGUCCUUCCUGCCCGCUUCCUGCUCCCUCGGGCCGGCCCCGACUCCCUGUGCCCAUCAUCGUCGCCUCCCAAUGUCAAGUCCGGGGCGAAGGACCCAGGCCAAAUGCAGGGAAAAGGGGGUUGUCUAUAACACCGGGGGCCGUGCCCUCAGCGGGAACUAGAGGGCGCCCCGGGAGACCCUCCGAGAGGCAGUUUGGCGAGCACGAGCCCCUGAGGCGCAGCCCAAGACCCUGGUCAUGAGCCCCACGGGAACAGGAACUGGCUUCUGUGCCAGCGUCCUCCCCAAACCUCCUCCCCUCUACCCUCUGGAACACGGAGGAGCACAAAGCUGCUCCUGUCUGUCCCUCCCCCUCCCCUUAGGUGCCCCAAAGGCAAGCUCCUGCCCCCUGGACACAGACCCAUCCACCCAACCUUCAUGAAGGUGGCCCUCCUCCCUGCGGCCCUCCUCCUACGGCCCUCCUCCCUGCGGCCCUCCUCCCUGCAGCCCUCCUCCUUGCGGCCCUCCUCCCUGCAGCCCUCCUACGGCCCUCCUCCCUGCGGCCCUCCUCCCUGCGGCCCUCCUCCCUGCAGCCCUCCUCCUUGCGGCCCUCCUCCCUGCAGCCCUCCUGCGGCCCUCCUCCCUGCGGCCCUCCUCCUUGCGGCCCUCUCCCUUGGAAAGGCACCUCUGGGGCCGGGGUCCCUGCUGACCCUCCCUCAGAGUCACCGUGCCCUGGGCCCUCGGUCAGUAUCACUCACGUUCUCCAUAAUGAGGCUAAAGGGUCCCCCUCAUUCACAUUCCCCGAGAGCCAGCUUCUGCCUGGCCCCAAAUGGGGCCCUUCGGCCCCCGGGGGGCUCGGGUCUCUGGGGGGCCCCUUCCUCCAGGGCGGCCUCUGAGCCCCUGACACUCCUCCCUAGAGAAAAGCUGGGACCCCCGGCAGCGCCCGGACCCCCGGGGCCUGGGAGCAGGAAGCCCGACGAGCCGGGCCACGGGAGGGAGACGCUCGCUCAGUCAGCGCUCGUUAGCCUCCCUGCCCCGGCCCCUCCCGCAGCCCAGGAGCGAUGGGGAGGAGGGGGCAGGGAGCCCCCCACGGGGGGGGGGGGCGCACCAACGGGCCACGACUGCUGGCAGAGGCGCCUGAGAGCAUCAGCGAGCAGCGCCAAGGACGCGGCCCCGCCCCUCCAGCUUUGUUAGUGGGGGCACAGGCUCAUCCCACGGGGGCUUCCCAGCUGCUCGCGGCUGCUGGAGGCCGGGGUCUCCCCCCGUCACCCUUUCUCCCUCAUCUGUCCGUCUGUCUCUCCUUCCUCCCUGUCUCUGUCUCCUGUUUAUUCCCAGACCCCCCCCUCCACGUUUCCAUCAUGUCUUACUAAACAAGGGAAGGAAAGACCCCCAGAGUUCCCUCAGGAGAGGCCCCCAGACUGAGGGCCGGGCGGGGCUCCCUUCCAAAGGCUCGGCCUUGGCGAGGAUGAGCAGGGGCCUGGACCGCCCCGAGGCGGUCAGUCACUGAGGCCCCUGGCCCGGAGCUUUCCCACCAACUGCAGCACGGGCUGCCCGCUGUGGGGUCCCAGAGUACGCUGCCCUCUAUCCCCCCGUGCCCUCUGCCCCCCUGUACCCUCUGGCAUCAGGCUCCUGCAUCAAGAGGAAGGGAGGCUCCCCUUUCUUGUAGCAGCCUUCGGGCCGGAGGCCAAGUAGCCCCAGGGAGUCAGGGGCCACAGCUGAGCCCCCCCCCUCCCUCAGGUCCGUCCCCAGCCCUUCCUGCUGCUAAGGACCCUCCCCCCCCGCCCAGGGACGUAGGGAGCUGCCAUUUCUCUGUUUAAAAGAACAAGUGUCUUGCUCUAGAAAAAUGAACUUUGAAGUUUGUUUUUUCCAGUACCCCCGCCCCGCCCUCGUCCCCAUGGGUAAGACUGGCAUUCUGUGCCACGGCUGAGACCCGGCUCCUCAGAAGCACGCAGCCUCCCACGCCUGGCGGAGCAGACCGGCCUCGGUGCCCCCAGCUGGCAAAGGGAGGCUGCCCCGGUCCUCCCUCGCGGUCCUCCCUCGCCCACUCCUCCCGAGACGGUCUCCUCAGGGCCGGCCCCUUUGCUGAGUCCACGUAGACUCCAGAAGCCCCUCGAGCCGUUGGCCGGGCCAAGCACUCGGAUUGAUGGCGGGUUCCAGAGCCAGAGCCGGGCCCAGCACAGAUCCCACUGGUGGGAGGGUGGGGGUGGGGGUCUUUCUGAAGGAUCCCCCUGGUUGGGCCCACGGUGCCCCCCAGACUGUAGGGAGCUCCCCUCCUGAGGGCAGGAGAUGCCGGGGACCCCGGCCCCCAGUUCUCCCCCCGACACCCCAGGGAAUGGCCGGCCAGGGGGAGCUCCCUGUCCCUGGAGGCCCCGAAGGGCGAGAGCCGGGCAGAGCUGCAGCGGGCCCCCUGCCGUGCCCGCCCCCAGCGGGGGGCCCGCGCGUCCCCCUCAGACCAGCAGAAGCACCCCCGGCUGCCCUCCUCCUUUCCCCUCAUCUCACCCGCCAUCUUCUCCCUGCAUCCCAGGCCCUGGGUCUCACCCCUUCCCCCCAGUUUGUUAGGGAGGGAGGUCUGGGACCCGGCUGCAGGAGGGAGAGCUCUCGGACUUCCUGGCCCGGAACUGCCCCAGGUCCGCCUCGGGCGCUGCCCCCGACUCCCCUGGGGGGCCAGGGCCCAGCCUCCAGCCCCCCCAGUCACUCCAGCUCUGUCUUGGUUCAUUUUUUCCUCCCCCCCCCCCCCGCUGUACUUGGGGCCCCGGAGGCGCGGUGACGCCGGCUCCCUUCCCUUUUUGCACACACUUAUGGGGAUGGGGAGACCCCGCUUGUCGGUGGGAGACCCCGACGCGCGGCUCGCAGACGCACCUGCCAGGAAAGCGCAUGUUUCUUGUUCCUCGGUUUCUCCUGUAACGCCCCAUAAACCCGACUCGCGUGUACCUGGUGAACGGAACGGCGGAGCUCUGUCUCGUUCUUCUCGACCGCUCGUCCCGGGCUCCCGGGGCCGGCCAGCCGGACGGAGGCCCCUUGGGGGAGGGGGCCCUGGGGGGGCGGGCUGGGGGCAGCGGGAUGGACAGGUGGGGGGCGGCCUUCCGGCCCUUCCUGGCCUCUCUCCGGGCUCGGGACCUUGCCCAUGAGCACAGACACGUCCCCCCGCAUGCACACGGCACACCGCGGAGGUCUGGCCUAGCGGUUAAGGCUUCAGGGCCCGUCCGAAGCCCCCUGGGCCUUGCUUUGCUGCCGGGGACCCCUGGGGCCCUUCCCCCUGGCUCCCCACCCUGAGCAUUGGGGGCCUUUGGGCCCAGUCCCAGCCGGUGGCCCUCCCGGGAAGAAGGCCGCCACCCCAGGAGCCCCCCCGGGACCCCUCCCCGAUUUCCUGUCCUGGCCCAGGCCCGUGGCCUAGUCUCCACAUCCCUUAUAAAAGGUUCGCUCGGGACCCACGUGCUGUGGACUCGGGUGAAUUGCCCCCCAAACCAGCCCAGGAUCUGGGGCCUUUUCCCAGCUGCUGGGGGAGGGGCUCACGGAGUCGGGCUGGCGCAGGGAGACCCAGAGAGAAGGGGCUCGGACCGCACCGGGCCUCUCCUGGCCGGUGACUCAGCCAGACCUCUCUGAGGCUCAGUUUUCUAAUCCGUGAAAUGGGAUCAGGCCAGGAGGCCUCUUCCAGCUAGAUAUUGCGCGGACACGUUUACAGCAGUCACACCGGGUGGUCCUCCCGGGAGGAGGGCAGCUCUGGCCCGGCCUCCUUGCGCAGCCCUGGGGGGUCAUCCCCUCCUCCUGUGCCUGGAGCAUCAGUGGGCACGGUCCCUGGGGGGCAGCCCCUCCCGGCUUGGUCCGGAUCAGUGUGGGGGCAGGGGAGACCCCCUUGUUAAUACCUUCGGGAGAGCCCGGGAGCCGGCUCCGUGCUCGGCUCGGCCCGAGCUUCCCCCUGACGCUCGGGGCGCUGUGGGGAGCACCUGCUGGGCACUGUGGCAGCCACGAUUGUGCACCUACUGUGUGCCCAGAGAAUGCCCCCAAACCCUCCCGAUCCCUGGAGAAGCUGCUGUUCCACCGGAGGAGGAUGGACGUCGUGUGGCUGAUCCCGGGCCGGUCACUUUGUGGGCCCAGGGACAACAUGGGCGUCUGCCAGGGGACCCCCGGGGCCGCGGGCGGAGGAAGCGGCCCCGAGAUUGUGAACGAGAGUCCUCAUUUUACUGGGGAGACGGUCGGGCAAUAAACGUUGUCUCUCCUGCG
Messenger RNA from Antechinus flavipes (yellow-footed antechinus), 6841 nucleotides. It is a transcript of the gene EXOC6B, whose product is annotated as exocyst complex component 6B. The transcript is spliced from 22 exons. Bases 45 to 2480 code for a protein of 811 amino acids. Gene Ontology annotation, biological process: exocytosis; Golgi to plasma membrane transport; intracellular protein transport. The record is from RefSeq and is a predicted model, not a curated record. Gene Ontology annotation, cellular component: exocyst; membrane. Lineage: Eukaryota; Metazoa; Chordata; Mammalia; Dasyuromorphia; Dasyuridae.